AUGUCUUUUACACCUCAUCUCACCCAUCGUCCUUCCGUCAAGCGCUCUCGAAUGCACACAACACCCGCAAAGGUUAGUCUCUUUGCUCCGUCGCUUUUGGACACUGUUUUCGGCGUCUUGCGCGGCUGCACCUUUUUCUUGGGGACGGACGGACAGGCUUGAGGACGGCGCAGGCCGGCCGAGGCUCUGCUGAGCCUGGGAAAAAGGAGGCCAGUGCACCACCCCUUCGGCAACAGUGCUUGCUUGACCAUCUUCAGUCUGGUCCUCCGUCACGAAGCUGACUUGAUUGCAUUUAUUAUACACUUCAAACUCUACUUCAACCUUUCUGUUCUCCCUAUUCAGCCCAUGACUCGCUCUCGGACGCUCUCUCGCCUCGCCAAAACAUCGAUCGGGCGCAUUUCGCGCUUCCUCAACACGGGCGGCGGCGGCGGCGGUGGCGGUGGGGGAGGAGGGACCGGCACGACUGCCGUCGGUUACACACGCAGUCGAUCCGAAGCGCCUUUACCUCCUCUACCUUACGCCGUCAGGACCGCCGCGCUCGUCCCGCGUCUCUACAGAGCCGAAAGUUUCGAGAAUGUUCCUUUAGCCGAUCAUGGUGUCGGUGGGGCACCCAUCUCUCGCAAACGGACUUUGAAAGGUUCCAUCUCGUACCCCGUUUUACGAAGCGCCACCUGCGAGAGUGUGUACGAGUGCGAUUCCGAGGAUUCGAAAAGGCUGGGUUUUAGUACACCGAGGUCGAGUCCGCCGGUCGCGAACGGUUUGAAGGCGUAUAGGAGGGAUGGGAGGGAGAGUUCGGGGCGUUCGAGUAUGGCGGAUGAUGAGGAAGAGUUGGUGAUUACGGUGUCGUCGAGGAAAGAUGCGGGGAACUCCAAGACUUCGAAGAAUGGGAGUCCGCCGUCGCCUGCUCCGCCGGCAACGCCGGCGAAGAGUGUGCAUUGGCCACCUCGCAAAAGCUCCCUAGCCACCGAAUACGAAUACGAUCCCAACGAAUGUUCAUCCAAGACCAGGGUCGACCCUCUACCCACCCCCACCUCAUCGAACUUGUCAGAAAAGGGACAACGCCGCAUCUCCGUCUCCGCUGCUAUGGCUCGAGCUCAACAACGCCACACAACGUUCCAUGAGCGCGAUCUUGAGACAUGGACUUCAUUCAUCAAUGAAUCUUUCGGCUCGUUUGACUCUUCGCUUGCACUUGCGACGUUCGAUACAUCCGUACCUGUAUUGACCAUCGUCGAUUCGGAGGACGAUCGAAGUGGCGCAAGAUCGCCGGACGCAAGGAACGUUGGUGACUUUGUACCCCUGACGACUGGGGACGGUGGCGCCACUUCAUCCGAUCCCCGCCCGCUGUCUACAGCGUCGUCCCUCUUCACUUCGGCACUUCAUUCAGGUCGACUCUCAGCCAUGUUGGACUCGACCCCCACGCUCAAUAGACCUACUUCCUUCUGUUUGUCGCCUAAGGGAAUGGAAGAGCCCUCGACGUUCCCCUUCGACGUGACGACGAACACGAUGGACGAAUCCUGGUUAUUCGACGAGAAUCGCUUUUCGUUCCUUUCGUACCCUUUUAGGAUCGAAGGCGAACUUUCCGAACCGGGUGAGCAAUUCGAGGAAGAUCGCGAUUCCGUCACUUUGGAGUGGCAAGGGGAAUCUGGAGCUGAUGGGGCGACGGAGGUGGGGGAGGGGAAGAAGAGGCAGAAGACGACGAUUUCGAUGAUGUUGCAGUGGUGUCAGAGCCCGCCAUCGGAAGUAUAUUUGGUCGAUAGGGAGGAUGUGGAGGGGAUGGAUGAGCAGGAUGGCGUCGAGGAGCACGAGGAAGAGCACGAGGAGCAGGAGCAGGAGCAGGAGGUGGAGAACGAGGACGAGGAGGACGAGAAGCUCCUGGAUUUGGACGGACUAUCCGAUUGUUUCGACGUCGAAAUUGAUUUCGAGGUGGCGAUGGACCCUACUAUUUGCGGUGCGAGGCAGUCGAAUCGACCUGUGUCCCUGGAUGCUUAUCCGUUUCGUAGGAUGAGAGGUGAUGAUUGGUCCGGUUUGGACAGAAAGAUUAGGAAUACGAUGUGA
This is a messenger RNA of Microbotryum saponariae, 2055 nucleotides long. NCBI's taxonomy places the organism in Eukaryota, Fungi, Basidiomycota, Microbotryomycetes, Microbotryales, Microbotryaceae. The record is from the annotation of a GenBank genome assembly.